This is a messenger RNA of Lodderomyces pseudojiufengensis, 1083 nucleotides long. Its product is annotated as ketoreductase. NCBI's taxonomy places the organism in Eukaryota, Fungi, Ascomycota, Pichiomycetes, Serinales, Debaryomycetaceae. Gene Ontology annotation, molecular function: ketoreductase activity. The transcript has a single exon. Gene Ontology annotation, cellular component: endoplasmic reticulum. Bases 1 to 1083 code for a protein of 360 amino acids. Gene Ontology annotation, biological process: fatty acid elongation. The record is from RefSeq and is a predicted model, not a curated record.
AUGUCCUCAAUUGAUAUUUUUAAAACAAUUGAUUCCUUAAUCUCAUCAGUAUCCACAAACAAAGUAAUUUAUUAUGUAUUAUUAGUAGCUUUAUUAACUGGAGUUUUCAAAUUAACUACAUUUUUAUUAUCAUUAGGAACUUUAAUUUUAGAAGUAUUUAUUAAACCUGCUACAGAUUUUAAAAAAUAUGGAGCUAAUAGUGGGAAAUUUGCUGUUGUUACUGGAGCAUCAGAUGGAAUUGGUAAAGAAUUUGCAUUACAAUUAGCUAAACGUGGGUUUGGAUUAGUGUUAGUAUCAAGAACUCAAUCAAAAUUAGAAGUAUUAGCUACUGAAAUUGAAAGUAAAUAUAAAGUUGAUACUAGAAUUGUUACAUUUGAUGCUUCAACUGAUGAUGAAUCAAAUUAUGCCAAUUUGGAAAAAGUUAUUUAUGAUUUACCUAUUACUAUACUUAUAAAUAAUGUUGGUCAAUCUCAUUCUAUUCCUGUUCCAUUUUUAGAAACUUCAACUAAAGAAUUAAAAGAUAUCAUUACAAUUAAUAAUAUUGCUACUUUAAGAAUCACUCAAAUUGUAACACCAAGAAUUAUAGAAACGGUAAAUAAAUUUGAUUCUAAAAUUAAAGGAUUAAUUUUAACAAUGGGUUCAUUUGGUGGAUUAUUACCGACACCAUAUUUAGCCACUUAUUCCGGAUCAAAAGCAUUUUUACAAUCUUGGUCUAAUGCAUUAUCAGGAGAAUUAGCAUCAGAUAAUAUUGAUGUUGAAUUAAUUAUUUCAUAUUUAGUUACUUCAUCAAUGUCUAAAAUUAAAAGAUCAUCUGCAACUAUUCCAAAUCCUCGUGAUUUUGUAAAUUCAACUUUAAAUAAAGUCGGUUCAAGAUCAGGAGCUCAAGAAAGAUACGGAACUUCAACUCCGUAUUGGAGUCAUGCAUUAAUGCAUUUUGGUAUUGCAAAUACAGUAGGAGUAUACUCUAAAGUUGCAAAUAGUUUAAAUUUAAAAAUGCAUGAAAGUAUUAGAAAAAGAGCAUUAAAGAAACAAGCUAGAUUAGCUAAUAAAUCAAAAGAAUCAGCUACUGAUAAAGUUGAGUAA